Messenger RNA from Candoia aspera, 3152 nucleotides. RefSeq names its product SID1 transmembrane family member 1 (gene SIDT1). NCBI's taxonomy places the organism in Eukaryota, Metazoa, Chordata, Lepidosauria, Squamata, Candoiidae. Gene Ontology annotation, biological process: RNA transport. The record is from RefSeq and is a predicted model, not a curated record. Gene Ontology annotation, molecular function: double-stranded RNA binding; RNA transmembrane transporter activity. The transcript is spliced from 25 exons. Bases 390 to 2864 code for a protein of 824 amino acids. Gene Ontology annotation, cellular component: plasma membrane; lysosome.
UCCUUUCCAGGGGGAUCUGGGACUCCGCACGUGCAGUCCGCAGGCUGGAUGCGUGGCUGCCGAGCCUCGAGAUCGGAGCCACCGGGAGCCUCUUGUUUUUUAAAGUUGCGCCCAGGGAGAUCGGCGUUAUCAUUCCAAAGACCGGAGUAACUUGGCCUUCCUUCGCCAUCCAGACAAGAAGACCCACUAACCACGCCUCGAUCCAGUAUGGAUGUCCCUCUGAAAUGAGCCAGGUGGCAGGGAAGGGCGUGGGAAGCCCCAGGCGCGGCGACCGGCCGGCCGCGGCUGGAAGACGGCGAGGUGGCGAAUAAACAGAGGGCGCCAGGCCCCGGGCUCGCGGAACUUGCCUCGGCCGUCUUCUUUCUGCACUCUGUUCCAUUUCGGCGAACAUGAGCGGCUGGGCAGGACUGGCCGGGCUCCUCCUGGCUGUGGCCGGAGCUCAGAAGCAGCUGCUGCAGCCGCCGAGGGCGCCACGGAGUAGCCUCCGUCCUGCCGCCGCUGAUCAUGCCGCUCAGUUCGACCACGUUUACGCGGGGACGGUAAACCGAGGCACGGAGCGGCUCUACUCUUUCAACUACACCAGUAAGCCGGGCCAGGUGGACGCGCUCCGUGUUACCGUGAAGAGCGACUGCGAAGAUGAUCAGUACCCUGCCUUGUUUGUAGUUCGGCAGCAAAAGGGGGUGCUGUCCUGGCAGCUCCCCCUCGUUUUUCAUGGGCUUUACCAAAGAAGUUACAACUACACAGAAGUUAGCCGUACACUCUGCCCAUCAGAGUCUGUACCUGAGAAUGGAUCUUCAGAGCAGAUCGUAUUUAUAAAUAUAGCCUCCAUGGCUCCCUAUGAUGCCCACUAUCUACUGCAAGUUACCAGGAUUAAAAACUUCCAACUUGGUAUGGACAGUGCUUUUAAGUUCACUGCCAGCCCUUCCCAACCACAGUACUUUUUGUACAAGUUCCCUCCUGAUGUGGAUUCUGUCACUGUCAGAGUGAUUUCUGAGACAAUCUAUCCCUGCUCUGUGGUCUCCAUCCAAGAUAUUGUGUGUCCAGUAUAUGAUUUGGACUAUAAUGUGGAAUUUAAUGGAGUUUACCAAUCCAUGACAAAGCAGGCAGCCCUCACUGUGCAGAAAAAGGACUUCCCAAGCAGACAGUUUUUUGUUGUAUUUGUCAUAAAACCAGAGGACUAUGCCUGUGGCGGUUCAAGGCCACCCUCCAUUCAAGGAAAGACUAACUACACAUGGAACCUCCAACGAAUGAAGCACCUUGAAGUGAUAGUGGUACCUUCAGUUAAAGGCCCUGUUUAUCUACAUGCCAUCCUUUUCAGUUUUCUGAGUUUCUUCUCCUUCUAUCUGGGUGCGCUGGUGGUUGGAUUUGUGCAGUACCUCAGGUUUCGCAGGAAAACUUCAAUUGGAGGACAAGGUCCUGAUGAUGGGCCUGGGACGAUGACUUCCUCUUAUCCUAUCACUGCUAGCACCCCUGAAGGAAGCAGCUAUGGAGCUAUAGAUGAGUCAAGCUCCAGUGGAGGUCAGGAAUUAUCAACUCUAGAUCGUAGGCCUCCUUGUGGCAGUGAUACAGAUAGCUCAGUGGAAGAGGAGAGUGAUUUUGACACUAUGCCUGAAAUUGAAAGCAACAAGAAUGUAAUCCGCACGAAGAUGUUCCUUUAUCUAUCUGACUUAUCCAGAAAGGAUCGGAGAAUUGUCAGCAAAAAGUAUAAAAUUUAUUUCUGGAACAUCAUCACAAUUGCUGUUUUCUAUGCCUUGCCUGUAAUCCAGUUGGUGAUCACAUACCAAACAGUGGUGAAUGUGACUGGAAAUCAGGACAUCUGCUAUUAUAACUUCCUUUGUGCUCAUCCACUGGGAGUCCUGAGUGCGUUCAACAACAUCCUCAGCAAUGUUGGUCACAUGCUGCUGGGUGUCCUUUUCCUGCUGAUCGUAUUGUACCGAGACAUUCUCCAUCGGCGCUCCUUGGAAUCGAAAAACAUCUGCACCAUGGAAUACGGGAUCCCGAAGCAUUUUGGCCUCUUCUAUGCGAUGGGCAUUGCUUUGAUGAUGGAAGGUGUCCUCAGUGCUUGCUACCAUGUCUGUCCCAACUACACUAAUUUCCAGUUUGAUACCUCUUUCAUGUAUAUGAUUGCAGGACUGUGUAUGCUAAAACUAUAUCAGACUCGCCACCCUGACAUCAAUGCCAGUGCUUACUCAGCCUAUGCAUCCUUUGCAGUGGUUAUUUGCCUUGCUGUACUUGGAGUGGUUUUUGGGAAAAAUGUGUGGUUUUGGGUCCUCUUCUCCAUCAUCCAUGUUGUGGCCUCUCUUGGUCUUAGCACCCAGAUUUACUACAUGGGUCGUUUUAAGAUAGACCUUGGGAUUUUUCGACGUAUGGUUAUAGUGUUGUACACAGAUUAUGUAAAGCAAUGCAGCCGACCCAUGUACAUUGACAGAAUGAUUCUGCUUGUUGUUGGGAACCUGGUUAAUUGGUCUUUUGCAAUUUUUGGACUGGUAUAUCGACCAAGAGAUUUUGCUUCUUACAUGUUGGGCAUUUUUAUCUGUAAUCUUCUGCUGUAUCUUGCCUUUUAUGUCAUCAUGAAGCUCCGCAGUUCAGAGAGGCUAUUGCCUUUCCCCCUCUUUUGUAUUGUGGCCACAGCUGUGGUUUGGGCUGCAGCUCUUUAUUUCUUUUUCCAGAACCUUAGCAGCUGGGAGGAAACUCCGGCACAAUCUCGUGAAAAAAACCGGCCAUGUAUCCUUCUGGGAUUCUUUGAUGACCAUGAUAUUUGGCACUUCCUCUCAGCUGCUGCCUUGUUCUUCUCAUUCUUGGGCCUGCUGACCCUGGAUGAUGACCUGGAUUCUGUGCCAAGAAACAAGAUACCUGUCUUUUGAGCUAUGGGCGAAGAACAGUGUUUGAUGCUUCACAGUGAAAUUUACUGUGUGGUGCAGUCAGAACAGAGCACCAAGUACACAUUGGAAAGAAGCUUCUUUUAAACAAUUCCUAUAUGGGAAAACUUGAACACUGCAAAAAUCCCAUUGUCCUCAACAUCAGCUGGAUCAGAUCUAUAGCAUAAUGCAUUAUGUUGAGACAAAUCAAGCUGGGGUGUUCACAGGCUCUCUUGAGGCAGUCUUCACUUGCUUGUAAUGGAUAAAGUUUAUUCCCAACAUUGUAGUUUCCCA